UAUGCACUUACCCGCUCUUGUCUAUGCUUGUUCAAUUAUUUACCUGGCUACGUACUUCUGUCCCUGUCAACUCUCAUCACACUGAAUUCCAAUAUGAAACAUCAGCAGCUGCAAAUCUUAAAUCAUGUUCUUUGUGGUAGCAAGAAACUUAUAAAGAAACCCAACUAACUCACCAUUUCUUCUUACUCUCUGAAAAAUCAAGGAAAAACAGACACAGAGAAAGAGAGAUAAUCCAGUCACAGCCAUGAGUAGUGCAGGAAGCUGGGACCAAUCGAUGCUGCUGCUGCUGCUACUUUUUCUCAUAAACCUUGUAGGCUUCACCAUAGCCCAAGACCAAAAUCCCUAUCAAUGUUUGAACAACGGGAAUUACACAAGUAACAGCACAUACAGCGCAAAUCUUAACUCCCUGCUCUCUUCUCUCGCCUCAAACAUCAACGACACCGGAUUCUACAGUGCAUCCGUGGGCCGAAAUACAGACACUGCCAACGCUGUUGUCCUCUGCAGAGGCGAUCAAACCCUUGAUCAGUGCAGGACUUGUGUCCAAAACGCAGCCGUUGGUCUCGUCCAGUUGUGCCCCAAUCGAAGACAGGCGAUUGUAUGGUAUGAGUUAUGUACGUUGCGGUACUCAAACGAGCCCUUGUACGGAAUUCAAACCAAUGAUCCGGGGAUUAUCUUGAGAAAUAGUUUUAGUGUACUUAAUGCCGACCCAUUUAGAGAAGAUCGGAGAACCCUUCUGAAUGAUCUUCGGGACCGUGCGGCCAACGGGAGCUCUGUGCGGAAAGUUGGUGCAGGAUUUAGGAAUACAUCUAAUUCUCUGACAAUCUACGGCCUGCUGCAGUGUACUCCGGAUUUGUCAGCCGAGAAUUGUGAUAAUUGCUUGAUCCGAGCUUCCCAAGUCGAAAGUUGCUGUGAUUCUGCUAGAGGAGUGAGAAUCCUCCUACCCAGCUGCAAUCUUCGUUACGAGGUUUAUCCAUUCUACAAUGAAACUAGGCUGAGGGAACUCCAAUUACUAGCGCCACCGCCACCGCCACCACCACCGUCCACACCUUCAUCGCCCACACCUUCACCACCAGGAAAAAAAGAUGAUAACACUACUCGAAAUAUUAUCAUCAUCGUCGUUGCAACUGCUCUGUUUCUACUGGUUUGUGUUUGUGCUGCCAUCUACCUGUGGAGAAGGAUAAAGCUGAAGCCACAGGAGGCUACUGAUGAGAUCAGCAAUGUUGAAUCCCUGCAAUUCGAUUUUGGCAAAAUUAGGGAUGCCACAAAUGAUUUCUCUGAUGCUAACAAGUUGGGGCAAGGUGGAUUUGGAGCUGUUUAUUGGGGGAGACUUCAAAACGGUCAAGAAAUAGCAGUCAAAAGGUUGUCCAGAGAAUCAGGACAAGGCAAUGUAGAAUUCAAGAAUGAGGUCUUGUUAGUGGCCAAGCUUCAACAUAGGAAUCUGGUUAGACUCUUGGGCUUCUCCACAGAAGGGACUGAGAGACUUCUAAUAUAUGAAUUCGUUGAGAAUGCGAGCCUAGACCAGUUCAUAUUCGACCCAAUCAAACGGUCAGACUUGGAUUGGGAUAGACGCUACAAGAUCAUAGCCGGUAUUGCGAGGGGACUUGUGUACUUGCACGAAGAUUCUCGACUCAGGAUCAUUCAUCGUGAUCUCAAAGCCAGCAAUGUACUUUUAGAUGGAGAGAUGAACCCAAAAAUUGCGGACUUUGGCAUGGCAAGAUUAGUCGGACAGGACGAAACCCAACGAAAUACCAGCAAGAUUGUUGGAACCUAUGGAUAUAUGUCACCUGAAUAUGCAAUGCACGGCCAGUUUUCCGUUAAAUCAGAUGUCUUUAGCUUCGGAGUGUUGGUCCUGGAGAUCAUUAGUGGUCAGAGAAAUAAUUGCUUCCAAAAUGGGGAGAGCACGGAGGACCUCCUGAGUUUUACAUGGAAAAAUUGGCGCGAUGGAACAGCUGCAAAUGUGAUAGAUCCUGUUCUGAGGGCUGAUACGGGUUCCCGACAAGACAUGUUGAGAUGCAUUCACAUCGGCUUGCUGUGUGUUCAAGAAAAUGGAGCAAACAGACCAACAAUGCCUUCAGUUGUUCUGAUGCUAAAUAGCACCACCAUAACUCUGCAAGUACCUUCAGAGCCCCCGUUUCUUAUGUCUACUCAUUUUGGUCCAGACAUUUCACGAUUUCAGAACUAUGAUUCAAACUCCAGCAAAGCAUCAAGGUUGAAGGCAGGCAUAUCCGAAGGUUCAUCGCAAAAUGAGGUGUCGGUCACUGAUUUAUAUCCGCGGUAAUCUGCAAGAAUCGCACAUCCAUCACCAUAAGAUGUGUGCACUCCAGUGGUGCUUGGUUUAGAAGUUGGGCACGUAGAUUGUGCACUUUUUGCCCGAGGUGUUUUAUUUCGUCUACAGAAAUAAAGCUUUUAGGACACUUUCAUUAAUAGAGUUAGAAGCAUAUCAUAUGUAUCCAACAUUGUAUCAGAAGGAUAUAUGUAAGAAAAUUUAGAUGCUAUAUAUAAUAUACAUGUAUUUUCAACAA
This is a messenger RNA of Sesamum indicum (sesame), 2522 nucleotides long. RefSeq names its product cysteine-rich receptor-like protein kinase 6. Gene Ontology annotation, biological process: protein phosphorylation. The record is from RefSeq and is a predicted model, not a curated record. Gene Ontology annotation, molecular function: protein serine/threonine kinase activity; ATP binding. Gene Ontology annotation, cellular component: plasma membrane. NCBI's taxonomy places the organism in Eukaryota, Viridiplantae, Streptophyta, Magnoliopsida, Lamiales, Pedaliaceae.